Molecule: messenger RNA, 513 nt
Organism: Lachancea dasiensis
Lineage: Eukaryota; Fungi; Ascomycota; Saccharomycetes; Saccharomycetales; Saccharomycetaceae
Source: the annotation of a GenBank genome assembly
AUGAUCUCUGUCAGAAAUAGUGUGACUAUGACGGGUAAGAGGGCUUUUAGCACCAUCUUGCCCAAACAGAACCUGUCAUUCAAGAUCAAAUUGACCCCCAAUGAGAAAUCUCAAAUCAACUUCAAAGCUGGAAGCCAGGGCGCUAACCCUACAGUACCUAAGAAGAUCGAUUCCAGACUGGUGAAGAAAUUUCAAAGUGGGACUACCUACGACCCUUUCGACUUUUCUCUGGCAAGACUUCACCUUGACAAGAAAUUUGCGACCAGAAAUUCGUCCAACGACCUAUUCGAACUGAAUGGUGUGGACCCUCUAGAUCUAUACACUAAUCCUGAGUUUCUAUCACAAUUUGUCACAUCUUCGGGUAAAAUCUUGCAUAGAGACGUGACAGGACUUUCGGCCAAAAAUCAACGCCGCUUGAGCAAGGCAAUCAGAAGAUGCCAGGCCAUCGGUCUGAUGUCGAAGACACAUAGAGACGUUUCCUACUUGCCAUCAAGAAUUAUUGGCAAGAUCUAA